AUGACAAGGUCACAAUUUGAGACCCUCGCCAACGACUUGAUUCAGAAGUGUAUCGAUCCCUGUAAGAAGGCCUUGAAGGAUGCCGGCCUUAAACCAACCGAUAUCCAGGAAGUUAUCCUCGUCGGUGGUAUGACCCGUAUGCCAAAGGUUGUUGAGACCGUUAAGGUCCUUGAUUCAGAUGAGGUUGUAACUAUCAUUCAAAUCAAUUUUGGAAAAGAUACUAGCUCCUGCUACCUGAUCAUGUAA
Molecule: messenger RNA, 246 nt
Organism: Tuber melanosporum (Perigord truffle)
Lineage: Eukaryota; Fungi; Ascomycota; Pezizomycetes; Pezizales; Tuberaceae
Exons: 1
Coding region: 1-246 (81 amino acids)
Biological process (GO): protein refolding; cellular response to unfolded protein
Cellular component (GO): cytoplasm; mitochondrion
Molecular function (GO): ATP-dependent protein folding chaperone; ATP binding; misfolded protein binding
Source: RefSeq, a predicted model, not a curated record